CAUCGUUUGACAUUCUCCCAAUUGGAAGAAUGCAUAUUUUUCGCUUUUGUUCGCCACUUUCAGCAAAUUUCUCAAUUUAUGUGUGUGUUGUGUGGAAAAUCGACAUCGGAUGCAAAAUUUUUCGAAGCGAUUUUCAUACGAAUUUCGUGGCUGCUGUGAAAUACUCCAUAAGUCGAUAAGUGUUUUAAAAAGCGAAUAAGAAAAGUGGUGUGACGGGCAUAAAACAUUUAAAUUGGUUUACUUUAAACUGAGCACACAGCGCUCUGGUGAUUGGGAAUUUUUUGAGAAUUUGCAUCUUCCUCUGAACUUUAGCAUAGUUACAUAUUUAAAGACACCAAAAAAAAAACACCAAGAAAGAGCAGUAAUAAUAGUUGUUGAAGCGGUGGAGCAGCUGAAGCAGCACCAGCCGCAAAGGCAGGAACGACUUUUAUAUAAACGGCAGCGAUCAAGGAUUAUGGAUCACAAGAAAUCUCCAGUAAGAAGACAGAAGCGACAAUCGAAAGCGAUCGAGGAAAAUUUCUGGGACUGCAGCGUCUGUACGUACAGAAAUACAGCUGAGGCAUUUAAAUGCCGAAUGUGCGACGUGCGGAAAGGAACUUCCACACGCAAGCCACGCCUAAAUUCAGCACUCGUCGCCCAACAAGCUGCCACCUUGCCCGGAGCAUCAGGGACCAUGCCCAACGGAACCAAAUCUGCAUCGGGUUCGCGGCACAGCGCCGGACACGAAAAGAAUAAACACAAAAAGUACCCAGCCCGUUUGAAGAACGUGGACCGCUCGACGGCACAAACGCGUGAAGUCACCGUCAAUUCGGUGACAGUGUUCAUUACCGAAUAUAAACCCAAGCCAGUGGGCAGUCGACGCGAGUCCAGUGAGCAGAGUUUUAGCGAAAGCAAUGAUUCGCGGAGUUAAAUUCACUUAGCUAUCACCGAGAAUAGGCAACAAUUGAAUUCAAAUAGCAAAAAAGAUAUUAUCAUCGUAUUUUAUUAGAUAAGUUUAUAAGAGAAUUGACACUGUAACUAGGCAAAAAACACGAUUUUAGCUAACCAAGGCCACGACGAAUAUAUAAAAUGUAAUAUUUGCAUUUGCGAGUAGUUUUUUGUAAACGCGUUUGUUUGCAUAUGACUGUUGCUGGGCACAACCACAACCACUAUUGGAACGUGCCGUCAAGUCGGAGUAUUGCAUUAUUUGUUGGAACAUUUUUGUACAUCAACGAAUUUGAGUUUUGGUAUUGAAGCAUAUGAAAACAAAAAGAACAACAAACAAAACAAUUAUGAUGUGGCACGGACUCAUAAAAGGGGACUUGUGCUCCUCCUAAAAAGUGCAUCAAAUAUAUACUGUGCUGCAACACUGCCUUCAGUUCACGGACUAGAUGUAAUAGCCAGGGCAUUUCACUUAGAAACAACUUUAAAUGGCAUAGAAAAUAGUAAAGUAGCAAAUAAGUACACCGAACAAAAACCGUAAAUGAUAAAAAUGAUAACCUAAAGCAACCGCGUCUUAAACAUAAAAAAGUAAAAAAGAGAAAAAAAAAAUAAGUGACCAGCAGCAACACCCGAAACAAUAAACGGCUCAUAACUGGCAAAUCCCUAUGACCACGCCGCAGCACUCCGCAUACGAAUGAACAGCAUCCAACCUAUUAUAUGUUUGAGGUUUCACGUGUUAAGCAUGAAAUAUUUUAUUGGAAAUCAGCUAACAUAUUUUGUUAGUACUAUUUUUAUGUAACUUAAUGGCUUAUCGUAAAGUUAUACAAACCUUAACAGAAAAAAAAAACAAAAACGAAAAAACUUCCUGUAAGAAAAACAUUUAUUCCACAUACUUUAGUUUAUUUUGUAUUUAGUUCAUAAGUGUAUAAAAUGUUUCUGUAAAUUUCAUGUACAAGUACAACAACUAUCAAUUAUUGUAUUUAAUAUUAAGUUGUUAAAGCAAAACUAAAUAGUUAUCAUAGUCCCUGUGCAUAUUUGUAAAGCUAUUGUAAAUAAUGUAAGCGUAUUUUAGUUUUAUUCUACAUGAAGUCGACAAAGUCCUAAUUGGUGUUGAAAAUGUAAACUCAUUUAACUACUUACAAAUGUGCAAAAAGCUGAGAAACUUCAGUACUUUUUAUUGUAGGAAACAUUUUUUUUUAAACGCGUGCAAUUGAACGCUUCAAAUUAUAUAAAAAUUGCCAUGACUUUCGAAUCUACUAAACGGCUAAUGACUGUUACUUCAGCAGCAUUACCCAAACACUUUUCGGUAAAACCAACAAAACAACAAAAACUAAGUUGAAAAAUAAUCAGCAAAAAUGGCAUUGAAAAAUAGUUAGCAAAACUAUUUUUUAAUUUGAAUGAAAGUUUUUUAUUCGAAACUCAAACAUUUACUUAAAAAUAAUCAGCAUAAAUAUUUUCGAAUAUGAAAGAGUACCAAAAAUAUUUUUGAAUAUGAAUGAAAUUUUUUUUAUUUGAAAUUCCUAAAUUUAAUAAAAAAUAAUCAGCAAA
Messenger RNA from Anastrepha obliqua, 2469 nucleotides. RefSeq names its product YY1-associated factor 2 (gene RYBP). The transcript is spliced from 2 exons. Bases 455 to 910 code for a protein of 151 amino acids. Gene Ontology annotation, biological process: positive regulation of DNA-templated transcription. Gene Ontology annotation, molecular function: DNA binding; transcription coregulator activity. The record is from RefSeq and is a predicted model, not a curated record. Gene Ontology annotation, cellular component: nucleus. Lineage: Eukaryota; Metazoa; Arthropoda; Insecta; Diptera; Tephritidae.